CUUCAUCAUUAACUUCUCUACUUCGUGGCAACGCCCAUUCGUCAUCACAUAGCUUUACUUUACGCUUCGAUUCUAAUCCUUCUUCCUUUACUUCGCUGCUGUAUUAGAUUAGGAUGAGGUUGUGUUGUCGGUAUCUACAAACUUCACGAACAGCUUCAUCUUGCGUGGUCUAGCUACGCGCGUGACGACCCGGCCAUUGAUACAAUCUCUCAACCUCAGUUUUAACUGGCUAGCGCCUGUACUUGGUCAUUAUGAAUCCUGCCGGCAGCUCGACGAGCGAGACCAUCACCAGUCUGAACUCUGCGCGCGCCAUUGCGCUCAAUGACCCGAACUAUUACUCACAGAUCCUCCCUGCCAUCAUUCCCAUCACCGGUCCUCAAGCUGCAAUCGAACUACAGAGAUGGGGUGCAGAAUUCAUUGCGGAAACUUUUGCGUCGCCCAUUCUCGGGGCAGAGCAGAAGCGUGAACUCAGUCUUCAGGUCUUAGAUAGGCUCAAAGAGCUCCUGGACUCCCCAGGCGUGGAUACGAAUGUGCUGAAAGGUGCCGUUCAGGCUGCGGCCAGCAUAUAUCCGCACGUCUUGAGACAUACGAUCAAGAACCCAUCGGACGAAGCGACAUGGCAAAAAAUAGCUGCAAUCAAGUCAAACAUCCUCCGUAGGAUGGACAACGCGAUGCCUGGAGUUCGGAUAUGCUGCAUCAAGUUCGUGCAACGAGUUGUUCAGACACAGACGCCUGGCGUGAUAAAAGAUCCCCGGCGGCCUGACCUGAACGAAAUCUCCCUUGCGCUCGUGCCUCGCGACCACCCAAUAUUGAUCCCCUCGAACCUCGAAGCAGAGGCUUCCGGUCUCCUUGACCGGUUGCUCGGCACACUACAAGAAGACAUCAGUGACCCACUGCUUGUGACUGCAACACUGAAUAGCUUAGGAAGCCUCAUUCGAAGUCGGGCAUCGAUUGCGAACAAGAUAAUAACGCAGGUGCUCAACUUCCAUCCGGUCAAGCUUGUGAGCGGCCCUGUGACGUCGAGAAGCAAACUGGUGGUCAAAUCGGUGGAGAAGACAACGAGGGCGCUCCUAGUGAACUCGAUGAAGAAAUCCCCUGAGAAUCCGAUGAACCCACGAAUACAGCAAUACAUUGAGCGGAUGCAACGUGCACGAAUAGAGUACUUCGAGAGCACUCGGAAGCGAUCAGCGCCAGUCGAGCCCACUAAUGGUGUGGACCAGACCAAGAGACAGAAGCUGGCUCCAGAAAAUACGAAACCCCCUGAGAUCACCCCAAUCCCGACGACCAUGACGUAUGCGCAGCUUUUCGGCAUAACGAAAGACCCCAUCAUCAAAUCCUUCGACGUGACAGCUAUCCCUCAAGACACCGUCGCGCGGAUAACUGUUCCGCUCUUACAAGCAGUGGACGAAACCAUGCUUCAGAAUGCACUGAACCUGGUGCGCACAAAAUAUCUAGAGCUGGGCAAGUCACGGCAGCAAGCAAUGGCCGCCCAAGCGGCGAAACAACAGGCCAUGGCUGAAGAUGACGAUGAAUACGAGCCCGACUUCCAGCCGCCCGAGGAUGCCGAGCAGCUUGCAAACAGACUUGACACUACAGAAGAAAGAGGUAUAGACCAGGCUCCUAUAUCUCUAGGAACCUUCAAACUCCCUCCCCCCGAGCCUUUCUCUGAAUUACAGCUUGCUGAAACGUGCAAGGCAACGGCGAAGCGCCUGUUUGGCGUGAUGAGCUCCACGAGCCCGAGCACACGCCAGACUGCGCCGAAAGCAGGCUUCAACAGGCUGGCGGCCAGCAGCUACGACCGGAAUUCAUGGGUGACAAUCAUCGUCCGCCUGGCCACAAGGGCAAGCGCCGGCAUAAGCGCAGCACCAAACGCCGUGAAAAGCGAAGAAAAGAAGCCCUCCUCCGUGACGCCUGAGGCGAUUUCGAACUCGAUCCGCGACGAUCUGUGGCACUACGUUGUCGAAGACUUCCGCCGACGGAUCGACGUCGCCAUCGCCUGGCUGACAGAGGAGUGGUACGGCGACUUCAUGAUCAACAAGCACGAGGGCAGGGUGGUGUCGAGAAACUACCGCGCCUGGACGAUGAAGCUGCUCAACGGCAUCCUGCCGUAUCUGGAUGCAAAGGACAAGAACGUGCUCAUCCGCUUCAUGGGCGAGAUCCCCGGGCUGGAAAAGGACGUCAUCGAUGCCGUCAAAGACCUGGCCCGAGAUCCCGAGCGCGUCGACAUGGUUGUGACUUCACUGCUAUACUGCAUCAUCACCAGACCGCCCGUACGCGACCUCUGCAUCGACGCAAUCGAGGACUUAUACCGCAACUACGAAGGCGCAAAGGCCCGCGCCGCUAAAGUGCUGCAGAAGUGGCGCCCGCAUGUCCUGGUGCAGGAAGAGCAAGCAGGCGGCCUCGCAAACGGCACAUCUGCACAGGCGGCCGCGCCGGUUGUUGUCAAGACGGAGACUGCUGUGUGAGGGGGGUUUUGGUUGGUUGGCUGGAUCGUAUCAUACACAGGCAUAUUCACGGCAUGUUCACAAGCACAUUAUAUCAGCAGCACAUCGCAUCGGCUUUAUGCCUAUAUUCAGAGUGUUUGCUCGUGGGGAUUGUAUUAUGUAGGAGGGCUUAGAUUUGAGGUCUCGGUUCGGGUCGGGGAUCGCAUCGGAUCGGAUGGUUUCGGACGUUUGAAGUCGGAUAUUCGUACUUGCUGGACUGUGGACUACGGAUGGCGGGACGGUAGCUUGUUUUGCGCUGCUGUUGAGCUGUGUUUAGGUUCGGAAUGGAAUGAUACUCAUGUGCGCGUGAAUGCAUGAUGGUG
This is a messenger RNA of Pseudovirgaria hyperparasitica, 2806 nucleotides long. RefSeq lists its product as uncharacterized. The transcript is spliced from 6 exons. Lineage: Eukaryota; Fungi; Ascomycota; Dothideomycetes; Acrospermales; Acrospermaceae. The coding region runs from base 252 to 2465 and encodes 737 amino acids. Gene Ontology annotation, cellular component: mRNA cleavage and polyadenylation specificity factor complex. The record is from RefSeq and is a predicted model, not a curated record.